Symbiodinium sp. CCMP2592 is the source of this 3351-nucleotide messenger RNA. NCBI's taxonomy places the organism in Eukaryota, Dinophyceae, Suessiales, Symbiodiniaceae. The record is from the annotation of a GenBank genome assembly.
AUGGCCCCUCUCUCACCCGGCCGUUUCCUGUGCUGGCUGGCGUGGUUGCUCCGGGCAGCCCGGCCCCUCAGCGGACAUGAAGCAGGCCCUGCCAAGCCUUGGCAUCCCCUGAACCGCCGCCAGCGACAGGAAAGGACGCGGUUCUUCAACCACGCCUGGUCAGACCCUUCGCCUGUCGAGACUGCGCCCUGGCUGGGCUUAUGGAGGCCCGGGGAGGCUCGCAUGCGACAUCGGCGGCAUAGACGGCUUUUCCCUCGACGUCCUUUGAAGCCUUCACUGUGUGGCACUUGGCGCGGCUGGCCCAAUCGGGGGCGCCGCAUCGGAGAGGCCUCCAACCCUGGGCCCGUGGCCCUGGCACCCCCGUUGGCGGCGAGCGGCCCCGACGACGCCAACGCGAUGACCCUGACAGCAUGGACGUGGAAGCUGCCCAAGGGCCUACUGCGGCCGGCACACGUGUCUACUGCCCAGUGCCUACUUGCCCGUGCCAUGAUACUCGGCGCGCACAUCGAUGCGCACCUGGCUGGGUCUCUGCAGGGGGAUGUUCCGGAGGCUUGGCUGCAAGGACGAAGUCGCCAACGCUGCAUGGUCUGCGGUCUCAGCGUGUCCAUUCAGCAUGGUGUACACCCUUCGUGCCGCCCGGCUGCUCGUGCUGCCAUGGCCAGCCCAGUGGAGGCCCUGCACGGGGACGGCAUCCAGCUUCCGAGCUUUCAAGACAUUAUCGCUGGGUGCACCCCUACCCUGCGACACGUGCCCGGGCGAGCUCGCCACCUGUGGGCGCGGGCCUUGACCCGUGCACUCGCUGCAGUCGUUCAUCGCAAUGACGAAACGUCGUGGCGUGAGCUUCUUAUGCUCCCCCAGUCAGUCUUGGAUCCGCCACGCCGCGGGGGCAAGCAACACGCCAAGGCUGCAGCUGUCUACACGCUGGACAGGCUCAAGCGAUGGGAGGAUGGUGAACGGUUGCUCCUUUGGCAAACUCGCCAACAACCGCAGCGAGGGCGCCGCCGCCCGCUCAGCAAGACUCAGCGGCAGGACCUCGCCACUAGCCUCGCUAGAGAAGGUUUCGAGGGCAAGGCCUGUGCUGCCCUUCUGUCCACGGGGCUUGCACCGGAGGACCCGGAGACCACCGCUGCUAUUCGAGCCCUUCAUCCUGUGCAUGCUAGCCCCGCGGUGCCAGCCAUGCACCAACUGCCUCCUGCACCUGAGUUGGUGCCUGACGUCGUGGCUAAAGCUUUGCGCAGCUUCAACGCGGCCUCUGCGCCUUCUGGUCUCCGUGUUCAACACCUUCGUGAUGCCUGUGCCCCGGGCUCUUCGGCAGCCCUGCUUGAGCAACUCACUGCCGUGCUCAACCUCCUUGCCCAAGGGCAAGCCUGUCCGACUGCAGCGGCUACCUUGGCGGGCGCUGGCUUGGUGGCAAUUCCGAAGCCUCAUGGUGGAGUCCGGCCUAUCGCAAUUGGAGAAGUUCUCCGUCGCCUGACGGGCAAGUGCUUGAUGCACCACGUCCGCAACGCGGCACGGGAGCACUUCUUCCCGGCUCAGCUCGGGGUCGCAGUUCCGGCUGGAGCGGAGGUCGCCGUCCACUCCGUGCGCGCCUGGAUGGACAGACACGCGGCUGGCCGCAAAAUCUUGCUAAAGCUUGACUUUGAAAACGCAUUCAACUGCAUCAAGCGGGAGGCCGUCUUCGCUGCUGCCAGAGACCACUUUCCUGCACUGUCCCGCUGGGCGAUCCUCUUGGACCGCUACUUUUUGCGGCUGCCAUCCAGCCCCUGGUGCUGGAACUCAGAGCCGGCCGUCGCGGCUGCGUUGGUGCAGACACAGCGCCGGGCGGCCGCACUAGGCCUGCGUUUAAACCUGAAGAAGUGCGAGGUGGUUGCAACUGGAGACGUUGCGGCCGGUGACUUGGUGGGACACUUACCUGACGCCCUCCUCCGCCGGGCAGACGGAAGCAGCAGACUUCUUCGCAACUUUGAGCUUUUGGGGGCUCCGAUAGGCGACCUGGCCUCCACUGCGGCGCACAUCUCCUCCCGCGUUGCUGGUGCGCGGACCUUGCUGGACGCAGUUGGGGAGCUUGAAGACCCGCAGGUUGGGCUUAGGCUGCUUCGCGCCUGUGCAGGCCAUUGCCGCCUCGUGCACAGCAUGCGGUGCGCUCCACCCCAAGCUCAAGCUGACGCCUUUCAAGAGUUUGACCGGCUUGUUCAGGCUUGCUUUGCCAGCCUGACGGGCCUCCACCUUGAUGCUGCGCAGUGGGAACAGGCGGGCCUCAACUUUGCCCAGGCUGGCCUUGGUUUGCGCUCCACAGCGUUGGAUGCGCCUGCAGCUUACUUGGCUUCCGUCGGUGGCUCUGCUCAGCUCUGCAGCCGGGUUGAUGCCGAGUUCUGUCUUGGUGCAGUGCCAGGACGAGUGGACGUGCAGCAGGCUCUGGCGGACCUCAACCAGCAUGCUGCUGGCCCUCUUACAGCUUCGACCGCCCUCAUGCUGAAGCAGAAGGCCCUCACUGCUGGUCUGGAUGAGUUCCGCUGGCAGCGUCGCCUGGCCAACUGCCACCUCGCCGCUCAGGCGGUGUUACGGUCGGAGGCUGAACCUGGGGCCCGGGCCUUCCUCGCCGCCACCCCCCAUGGGCGCAGGCGAAUGGAGCCCGCUGCAUUUGUAGCCGAGCUUCGACAGCGCCUGUGCAUGCCGGAUGCUACACAGGACGAAUGGUGCCCGCGAUGUGACUGCAUCCUGGACAAGUUCUCCUACCACGCUGGCCUUUGCUCUGCUGGAGGUGAGCGGACCCUGAGACACAAUGCACUCCGUGACCUCCUGUGCACCUGGGUCGGUCGAGCCGGUCUCCACCCCGAGCGUGAAAAGCCGCAGGUGCUACUACCCCAACGCCCGGAAGACCAUGGGUUGGAUCGCCGGCGCCCUGCAGACAUCUUCGUGCCUUCUUACCUUGGCGCUCCCGUUGCAUUUGAUCUGGCCGUGACCGGCCCCCAGCGACUGGAGACCUUGGCAGAAGCCUCACGGAAGAGCCUCGCUGCAGCGACCGCCUAUGUCGCUGUGAAGAAGGCUCACCUGGACACCGCUGCGACCUGCCAGGCACAGGGUGUCAGAUUUCUGCCCCUCGUGGCCGAAACAACCGGGGCGUGGGAAGCUGAAGCGGCCAAAGUCCUGACUCAGAUCUCUCGAGCUGCAGCCGCCCGCGAAGGUGCAGAUCCGGCAGCUCUGCAUGGUGAACUCCUUCAGGAACUCUGCGUCGUCGCUCGCAGCUUCCGCGCCAGGGCGGUGUUGCAUAGGAGAGCUGAGUUGGCCGCCGCGUCUGCGCCCGGGGCGGCACAGUCCGCUGCAGCCUGCUUGCUCGCGACUGACAGCUGA